Molecule: messenger RNA, 1690 nt
Organism: Dothidotthia symphoricarpi CBS 119687
Lineage: Eukaryota; Fungi; Ascomycota; Dothideomycetes; Pleosporales; Dothidotthiaceae
Product: neuronal-specific septin-3
Exons: 7
Coding region: 179-1303 (374 amino acids)
Biological process (GO): cytoskeleton-dependent cytokinesis
Cellular component (GO): cytosol; cell division site; septin ring
Molecular function (GO): molecular adaptor activity; GTPase activity; GTP binding
Source: RefSeq, a predicted model, not a curated record
CCUUUGCGCAGGGAGCUGCUGCCAACGUCCCCAAAUUUCCUCGACGACACCUCCGCAACAUCACAGACAGCCCGCCCGUCUCACGACACGCUCCGUCUCAUCCUCUUCACGCCUAGCCGCCUUGCUUGUAGGCCCAACCUCCACCAACACGUACCACACGCACCGCUCGGAGCCAAAGAUGUCUUCAAUGCUCAAGACGCGCAGAAAGAAGAAUGUCAAGAAGGGUAUUCAGUUCUGCCUGAUGGUGUGUGGUGCCUCAGGAACAGGUCGGACAACCUUUGUCAACACGCUCUGCGGCAAGACGGUUCUCGAGCACAAGGAAUCAGACGACCCCACAACUGCACAUGUCGAGGAGGGCAUCAAGAUCCAGCCCAUCACAGUUGAGCUCGAUGAGGAGGGUACCCGUAUCUCGCUCACCGUCGUGGACACUCCCGGAUUCGGUGACCAAAUCGACAAUGAGAGCAGCUUCUCGGAGAUUGUUGGAUUCCUCGAGCGACAGUACGACCACAUCCUGUCAGAGGAAUCGCGUAUCAAGCGUAACCCUCGAUUCCGGGACAACCGCGUGCAUGUUCUCCUAUACUUCAUCACUCCAACUGGUCACGGUCUCCGCGAACUUGACAUUGAACUCAUGAAGCGCCUGUCGCCUCGUGUCAAUGUUAUCCCUGUCAUUGGCAAGGCUGACUCGCUUACACCCGCUGAGCUUGCCGAAUCCAAGAAGCUUGUGAUGGAGGACAUUGAGCACUACCGCAUCCCCGUGUACAACUUCCCAUACGACAUUGAGGAAGAUGAUGAGGACACAGUCGAGGAAAAUGCCGAGCUUCGUGGUCUCAUGCCCUUUGCGAUUGUCGGAUCCGAAGAUGUUGUUGAGAUUGGUGGCAGAAGGGUACGCGCCAGGCAGUACCCAUGGGGUAUCGUAGAAGUUGACAAUCCACGUCACUCGGACUUCUUGGCAGUGCGAAGUGCACUCUUCCACAGCCAUCUUGCCGAUCUCAAGGAGAUAACGCACGACUUCCUGUACGAGAAUUACCGUACCGAGAAGCUUAGCAAGAGCGUUGAAGGUGGUGCCGCUGCUGAUUCGUCAAUGACAUCUGAUGAUCUGGCCAGCCAGUCCGUUCGACUAAAGGAGGAGCAACUACGACGCGAAGAGGAGAAGCUGCGCGAGAUCGAGGUCAAGGUCCAGCGAGAAAUCAACGAGAAGCGACAGGAGCUCUUGGCGCGCGAGAGCCAACUCAAGGAGAUCGAAGCCCGGAUGCACAGAGAGCAAAGCGGCCAGAUGCAGGAUCACGAUGGCGACGACGCAUAAGUUAUUCCCGCUCAAAACCAGCUUCCAUUCUAGGUCCUCAUCCCGUCACUGAUUAUGGGUUACUGUGGGUAGCGCGCUUGCGUAUGUAACAUUGGAGCCGACGGAGCAAAUACCACGUAUUGCAGCUGAAGGCGAUUCCAAUGGCUGGCUUGUGCAUUGCAGAUGUUGAAGGGUAGGACAAGGGACUUUGAGCUUCUUGUCGUCUCGUCUCUGGAGGGGAUCGGACAGUGACAACUUCUUGGAUCCUGACUGCAGCCAUCACAGCCGUCUUGACACUAUUGCUUCUCAUAUGUUUCUUAACACUUCGAUACUUAUUCCCCCGCCUUUUGGUCUUUUCAUAUAGGAAGUAGUAAUCCAGUUUAUAAUAUCGCUUUGGUGAUCAAGGUC